Messenger RNA from Bactrocera dorsalis (oriental fruit fly), 1414 nucleotides. RefSeq names its product mediator of RNA polymerase II transcription subunit 13-like. The record is from RefSeq and is a predicted model, not a curated record. The transcript has a single exon. NCBI's taxonomy places the organism in Eukaryota, Metazoa, Arthropoda, Insecta, Diptera, Tephritidae. The coding region runs from base 414 to 1328 and encodes 304 amino acids.
GGUUUGGUGGCGCGUUGGCUCAAUCGCGGUUGCUUAACAGCGAGCAGCCGAGUUGAUUACGUCCAAUUAUCGCAACGAGGUAUAUGACUCGCGGCCGAUGCACGCUGUCGCACAGUUGGUAAUGUACGCUUGCCACGGUUAAACGUUAAAAUGGUCUUAAGCACGCCGAUAAACGAACUUUAAUGGCAUACUGUUUACAAAUACAAAGUGAAAUACGGAAAGUAAUCCAAGUAAUUGCUCGAUUAUUUAGUUAAUUGACAAAAACAAAUAAAUAUAAUAAAACAGUUAUAUUACAAAAAGAAAAAAAAACGCUAUUGAAAGUGAAUAGUAAUUUUUAAGUGUUUGUGAGUUGAAAAAGUGAUUAAAAGUUUAAAAAUUAAAAAAAAAAAAACAUUUGAAAACAUUUUUGAAAAAUGUCCAGCGCUCAAGUGUCGCAACCGCCCACGUUGCAGGCGCAGCAACAUCAACAGCAGCAACAACAGCAAAUCUCACACUUUCUCAAUCACAUUGCCGCCGCACAACAACAACAACAGCAACAACAACAACAACAACAAACCGCCUCGCCGCAACGCAGUGAUUAUCAAAAUGACAACAACACCAGCUCCACGCUGUCACCACGUUCACCCGCACAUUCCAGUCCCACACACUCAUCACACUCACCACGCUCCGCCACAAAUUCACCGCCCAACAGCGCUUACGCCAGCAAUACAAGUCCUCAACCGGACGGCAGUCAUCACGCCGUCUUACACCUGCCACCCACCAGCAACACUGGCUUGCCACUAAUUGUUGCACCAAUGCCCGCGCUGCCACACUUGCCGCCCAUGACAGCCACAACGGUGGCGAAUAGUUUGCGCGAUCAACGCAUCUUCCCGACAUUGGCAACACCGUCCGCGCCACAGCAGCCUACACUGGCCGCACCACGUCUCUACGAUACGUUUACGCCCGGUGCGCUACCCGUCGGUCAUGCCGCUUUGGUGAACGGCUGCUACCCGAUGCCGCGCUUGCCGCUGAGUAAUGUGAUGUUGGCGCAACAAAAUGUCGCUUCCGCUUCACCGCCCGUUACAACGUCGGCGACGACACAGAGCCAGCCGAAGAAGUCAUUUUGUAUUGAUGCACUGCUGGCUAAGACACAGAGUAGUGAUGAGGUGGUGGAGCGGGGCGCAGAGAAGCCACUGACCGAGGAUCGUUUGGCGGCGUUCCAUUAUGCGCGCGAUAAUGCCGAGCUGAAUCAAGCGAUUGCCGCCGGCAUAAGCGAGCAGGAGGCGCUGCAGCGGAUACGUGAGUCGCGCGAGUACGGUACGCCGAGUCCCGAUGGCAUGUCGAGGUGAGUGCGAAGAUCGUGUUUUUUUUGGGAUAUGAUUUUGUAGAACUGUGUUUAAUGCCAAAAUAUGAUUACUCGUUCGUUGGGAAGGUG